Messenger RNA from Gadus chalcogrammus (walleye pollock), 3982 nucleotides. RefSeq names its product protein phosphatase Slingshot homolog 3. Bases 472 to 2340 code for a protein of 622 amino acids. Gene Ontology annotation, biological process: negative regulation of actin filament polymerization; actin cytoskeleton organization; protein dephosphorylation. Gene Ontology annotation, molecular function: actin binding; protein tyrosine/serine/threonine phosphatase activity. Gene Ontology annotation, cellular component: cytoplasm. The record is from RefSeq and is a predicted model, not a curated record. The transcript is spliced from 17 exons. NCBI's taxonomy places the organism in Eukaryota, Metazoa, Chordata, Actinopteri, Gadiformes, Gadidae.
UGUGUUUUUUUUACGUCGUUCCUUAAGGUCAUGUUUACUUUUCUCCGUGUGCCUCUCUUCCUGGUUGCAUGGCCGUGGUGGACGCUAGGCGUCAGAACCCAGGUUCCUCGACGCUCAUAGGAGUCUCAACUUGGUGAAAGCCUUCGCCGCGUCUUCCGUUCAGUGGUUCUGCUGGACUUAUCCGUCGAGAUCACCUUCUAAAGACGUCGUUGAUGAAAGCAACACACGAUCGGACAAAGGAUUCAUACGUUUUACAAUUUGAUCCCAGUUUUGCAGAUCGCUGUGGCAGAACAUUCCUGCGUGGGAAGAACACUAGAAGAAAGAACCAAAUAUCUGAGAGCUGACACGCCCGCCUGCAACACGCUCUGCCGGGGACACGGUUCUCCCGACGGCUCCUUGGGUCUCGCGUCCCAUUUCGAGAACCAUAGUCCAAACUGGACAGGCUGGUGUUGAGCGUCUCUGUGCUGUGGAAUGGCUCUUCUCACCCUGCACAGAACACCUUCUGUCUCCACCGCGCCUGAUGAAAGCAUCCCUAGGAGAGGAAAUCUACAGAAAAGGGAGAGCUUCGCAUGGGUCAAGGGGGUUGUCCUUCUGCUGGAAGAGGGAGAGAGGGAGGGGUCCAAUGAGGGUCUCUCGCCCGAUCGCAGCCCCUCUCCCAAGCCGGAGGGGGGGCCGCCGCCAGACACGCGCCACAGACACCUCCAGGCCAUGGUCUCGCUGCUCAGACCCGAGGACACCGUCAAACUGGCGGUCCAGCUGGAGUCUUCAAGUCCGGUACGGGUCCGCUACCUGAUAGUGAUCUCCACCUGUAGUAACAAACAUGAGAGCGUCCUGCUGGGAAUGGACUUCCCCAAGGCAGACAGCGACGAGUGCACCAUCGGGUUGGUGCUGCCGGUGUGGAGCGACACCCAGGUUUACCUGGACGGAGACGGCGGAUUCAGUGUGACCACGGCAGAGGAGACCAGAAUCUUCAAGCCUGUGUCUAUCCAGACCAUGUGGUCGGUCCUUCAGGCCCUGCACGGCUGCUGUGAGCGGGCGGUGAAGGGAGCGGUGAUCCCCGGCUGCGGGCUGGACUGGGCCGCCCACUACCAGCGCUACGUGGAGUCGGACCGCAACUGCCUCAACGAGUGGGAGGCCAUGAACGACCUGCAGUCGAUGCGCAAGGAGAGCGAAGGACAGGGGUUCUCCCAGCGCUCCUCCAUCGAGGCCCAGAUCAAGGACCACCUCCGGGACAUCAUGAGGACAGAGGACCUGGACAACCUGACCUCCAAGAUGGUUCGGACCGGUCUGGAGACCAGGAUGAACAUGGACAUGAUGGCCUACAGGGAGUACAUCGACAAUGAGAUGAUGGUCACCUUCGCCCAGAUGGACAAACCCUCCCGGAUCUUUGACUACCUUUACCUGGGCUCAGAGUGGAAUGCUGCCAACUUUGAGGAGCUGCAGAAAAACAAUGUGGGCUACAUCCUCAACGUGACUCGGGAGAUCGACAACUUCUUCCCCGAGGCGUUCACCUACAUGAACAUCAGGGUGUACGAUGUGGAGGCCACCGACCUGCUACCCCACUGGACCGACACCUACCAGUUCAUCAACACCGCCAGGAAGAGCGGGCAGGCGGUGCUUGUGCACUGUAAGAUGGGCGUGUCCCGCUCAGCGUCCACAGUCAUCGCCUACGCCAUGAAGCAGCAGCGCUGGCCCGUGGACGAGGCGCAGGCCUACGUACGGGAGUGCCGGCCCAUCACCAGGCCCAACGACGGCUUCGCCCGGCAGCUGCAGACCUACAACGGCAUCCUGAACGCCAGCCAGCAGCGCCACAGCGCCCUCUGGCGGCGGAAGUCAAGAGAUCAGAGAAAUUUGUCACUUCACAAGGAGGACGAACCAGAAGACGAAAGAGAUAGCCAAGGGGACGAGGGAGAGGAGGAUUUUGAAGAGGAAGAUACUGAUGAGGACGAAGAAGAAGAGGAGGAGGAGGAGAUACCUGAUAUUGUUGGCAUUGACAAAGUAUUUGAGGAUCAGCCUGCAACCAAUCAGGAGCCUUCGCUAAUGGAAGCCCCUGCCCCAGCAGCUGCCACUCCCAAUCCCAAUCCUACGAUCACAGUGCAGGACAGUGACAAGACGGUCCUGAACCGAAGCGGGAGGAUGAACCUCUUCUCUCUGAUGCAGUCCAUCAGCGAGCUGGACGACGACAAGUUACCCAGCAGCCCGCGGCGAUCUCCGAUGCAACGGAGGCGGAGCCAGGCGCGGAAGGGCCUGACUCACCAGAGAGCCUGUGUGGACGUUUCCCCCGAGCCCCGCAGCCAAUCAGAGAAGAGGAUACAGGAUGCGGAUGGGAAAAGCAUGUGAUUGGUUGAACGGAAGAGAGAAGGAGAGUGUUGAUCGAGGGAUUCACUCAAAUACCCUGAUGUCCAAGUAGGCAGAGGUUGUGAAGCGUGACUGAUUGAAGUAUUCUCUCGACAAGCUAUUUGAACGCAGCUGCAUUAUCGCUCUCACUAAUUUAUUGUCACUCUUUUAAAAUAUUGGUCCAAUCUUUUUUUUUUAUGCAUCCAUUUCAUUCCGUUGGGGAAUACCUUUUAUAUGCUCGCUGUAUCGUGAGCUGGUCAGUAUUGGGGACGUUAAAAGCGCAACUGGCCACCAAAUUGGUUUUUAUGUAUUCAAGACAUUAUUUCUGUUUAUUUCAUGCACGCCUCAGAUCCAGUGGCAUCCCUUUCUCUGCUGUUAUUUACUUUGAAUACCCCCCUGGUCCACUCAUGGACCUCACAUAGUAUAGUUCUAUACCUCCCAACUAAAGGCAUGUAUAUGCAAUUCAAAGUAUUUUUCCAUUCAACAUGUUUGAGGCUCUAUGCUGCCAGUGUAGAUGAGAUUUGUAAAGAGAGUAACAGUUUACUCUAUGUAUUUACUUAUGGGAGAUUUUAGCUGGGUGCAUAAUAACAAUGUAUUCCAAUAUACCAAUUUCCAACAUACCAACUCUUUUCAUUGUAAAACAACAAAUCUAUAAGUGCCUUAAACAUGAAUUUAGUUUAAGAAAAUUAAGGCUUUUUUUUUUCUUGGAUUUAUUUUUAGGAUAUAUAUUCACUACAAGUUGGUGACUGUUAGUAAGUGUGUGAUUAUGGUUCUAUUUUGUACUUCGCAAUGGGGGAUGUUUUGCUGUUCCUACUUUGAAAGUAUUACAUGCAUAUAUAAAUAUAUAUAGAAAUGCUGAACCAAUGCUGGGGCAUGUCAUUUUCCUUUUUCGUAUCUUCCUUCAAUGAAAGAGGAAUGAAUACAUUCAGGAUUAUGUCCUGAUGUGUAUUUAAUGGAUGUGCUUUUUCACCCCUACACUCUGAUCGGGUUUAUGAUGCUUUGGUGUUCACACUGGCCGACGUAGAACUUGCUGUUUUCAUGGCAUGCAUGAAACACCAUGCACUUUAUUAUUUAAUCACACACACCAUGUCCAUUCCCUGAGCCUAUGGUCACCUUGUGUUAUGAUGAAUUGUAUCAGACGUAUUUCUAUGACCUCCCACGAUGUCUCAGCACAUUGCAUAUUUUACCGUUUACAACACUUGCUCUACGAGUGAUCCAAUAAAAUAUUCUACUUUAAGCAGCCGUUUUGUUUUAAUCAAUAUACCAGACUACAAAAGGAUAUAACUUAUUAACAACACUGCAUACUUUCCACGUUGCUUUGUUUAAGUGUAGACCGACUCAUCGUGCUACUUUCAGAAAUAGAUUGCAGAACAACAAGUUAACCAUUCUUUUAAUUCAGAUUUGCAAUAACAAUAUUCAAUAUUCACAUGGGGCCUGACGGGGCCUUGACUCGGGGUGCGAUGUACUGCCUCCUGGGCUCACUGAGGACCAGUCCUCCGUCCUUCAGCGCCGUCCUAAAGGACUGGAUCUACCACACAGAGGAAGACACAGGACCCGGUUAACAACACGCCUCUGGACUGCUCACCACAGGCCAUGGUUACACCAGCAUAUUCUAUCUCUCCCGUUCACAAGUUGAAAACGGUUU